AUGAAAAUCACGUGGAAUGUUAAUUAUCGAAUCGAAUCAAAAGAAACAAAAAAUAUUUGGACGAAUAAAGCUUCUGACAUAAGUAAUGAUUGUUCAGAAUCCAUAGAACAGAUUUCUGUCGACACGCAUACAUUGCACGUUUUGUCCAUUUCAGAACAGACAAUAUCAGACCAGACAGACGACAAAAAUGUUCUCAUUCAUUCAUUUCAGGAUGAUAAAGGAAUAAUUGCUUAUGAGAACCAGAAGAGAGAAAACAGAAAUCAACGAGAAUGUGAAGAAGAAAUAAAAGUCUUUCGGUGA
Molecule: messenger RNA, 300 nt
Organism: Clunio marinus
Lineage: Eukaryota; Metazoa; Arthropoda; Insecta; Diptera; Chironomidae
Source: the annotation of a GenBank genome assembly